Messenger RNA from Hibiscus syriacus, 1647 nucleotides. Its product is annotated as protein TIC 40, chloroplastic-like. The record is from RefSeq and is a predicted model, not a curated record. Gene Ontology annotation, cellular component: chloroplast inner membrane; chloroplast thylakoid membrane. The coding region runs from base 90 to 1385 and encodes 431 amino acids. The transcript has 14 exons. Gene Ontology annotation, biological process: protein import into chloroplast stroma; chloroplast organization. Lineage: Eukaryota; Viridiplantae; Streptophyta; Magnoliopsida; Malvales; Malvaceae.
AUUCUGUUGUGUUCUUCGUUCCCUCCUCACUAACUCUUCUUCUCACUUCAAAUUUCACUAAUUUUCCCAUUGGGAGGUUGUAAAAUUCAAUGGAAAAUAUGAAUAUGGCGUUGAUUGCAUCCUCUUCUUCACCUCCAAAGCCUUAUCUUUUAGGACACACUAAUAAUAAUAAUCUUAUCUAUACUCUGAAAACACCUACCAAAAUCUUCACUUUUCCAACUUCUAGGAUUGCUCCUCGUCGUUCCAGAAUCUCCUACUUGGCCCACGCUACUCCUCCACGACGUCUCCCCCAAAUUGUUUUCAGAAAAUCUGGAGACGAAAGGUUUGCCAGCAUUUCUUCAAGUAAUCAGCAAACUUCUUCGGUUGGAGUCAACCCUUUUCCAACUGUGCCACCGCCGUCCUCUCAAAUAGGGUCACCGCUUUUCUGGAUUGGAGUAGGUGUUGGGCUCUCAGCACUUUUUACAUGGGUAGCUUCAAGCUUAAAGAAAUAUGCAAUGCAGCAAGCGUUCAAAACCAUGAUGGGCCAGAUGAAUACAAAAAAUAACCAAUUUGGCAAUGCCGCUUUUCCAUCUGGAUCCCCGUUCCCUUUUCCAACACCUCCAUCACAAGGCCCUGUCACAUCACCUCCUCCACCUUAUCAAAGCAAAGUUACAGUUGAUGUACCUGCAACAAAAGUUGAAUCCGCCCCGAUAACUGAUCCAGCAACCAAUGGAAAAAGUGAAACAGAAACUACAGUACCAAAGAAAUAUGCUUUUGUGGAUGUUUCUCCAGAAGAGAGCAUGCAGAAGAAUGUUUUUGAAGAUGUGGUAGAGCUAAGUUCAUCAGACAAUGCUCAGAUUCCCAAGGAUGUUUCUGACAAUGGAGCUGCAUCAAAGCAGGAUGCUAGUGCUUUUGGCAAUUAUCAGACAACUGGAAGAGCAGGUCCUGCCUUAUCUGUGGAUGCUUUGGAGAAAAUGAUGGAAGAUCCAACAGUGCAGAAGAUGGUUUAUCCAUACUUGCCUGAGGAAAUGAGGAACCCUGAGACAUUUAAAUGGAUGCUACAAAAUCCUCAAUACCGUCAACAACUGCAAGAUAUGCUAAAUAAUAUGGGUGGAAGUUCUGAAUGGGACAAUAGGAUGAUGGAUUCCUUGAAAAAUUUUGAUCUCAACAGUCGUGAGGUAAAGCAGCAAUUCGACCAGAUUGGGCUUACACCUGAAGAAGUGAUAUCCAAAAUAAUGGCCAAUCCUGAAGUUGCCAUGGCGUUCCAAAACCCUAGAGUUCAAGCAGCUAUAAUGGAUUGUUCACAAAACCCACUGAGCAUUGCAAAAUACCAAAAUGACAAGGAGGUCAUGGAUGUAUUCAACAAAAUUUCAGAACUCUUCCCCGGAGUGACUGGGUCACCUUGAUUUGGUUGUUCACUGAAGUUACUGUUCUCAGAGUAUAAUUUAUGUCAGAUGGUCGAGGUGACCCAAUAUUGGAGUAUAGACCGAACACAAAUCUUACAUCACUUGUUCUGGUUUUAGAAUGAACCAUAUCAAUGGGUUGUAUUCCAAACAUUCACCUUUUACUGUAUAAUCUAAAAGGUUCCAUUAGCUGUAGUUGAAUUUUAAUGCUUAUUUUGACAACUGGGUUUAUACCGAAAAUAACUGUAAAUGGUUUCUCUUUAUA